Messenger RNA from Lemur catta (Ring-tailed lemur), 4260 nucleotides. RefSeq names its product KIAA1958 ortholog. The record is from RefSeq and is a predicted model, not a curated record. The transcript has 3 exons. The coding region runs from base 175 to 2385 and encodes 736 amino acids. Lineage: Eukaryota; Metazoa; Chordata; Mammalia; Primates; Lemuridae.
GCUCCACCUGCCUUCGGUGCCCGGCCCUCCGGCCGCUCUUCUCCCGCCCUCGCUCCCCUCCGUCCCGCCCCGUCCAGCCCCGGCUGCCCGGCGCCCGCAGGCCCCCCCCGCCGCCCGCGUUCCUAUGGACAGACGCACAGACACCUGCAGGAAAGACACUGCUGAUCCUGGAACAUGGAGGAUUGUCUUCAUACCUCAUCUGAGAAUCUGUCCAAGUUGGUCAGCUGGGCCCACAGCCAUGGGACCAUUUGCAGUCUCAUUCCAAACCUGAAACACUUGCUUUCAGAAGGUUCCCAUGGGAACCUGACAGCAAUGUGGGGCUGUAGUGCUGGCCAUGCUUAUCACUGGCCACUCACAGCUACUUGCAGAGCUGGGUCCCAAGAGAGAGUCUGUUUCCAGGAUAACAGAAGUUUCAACUCUGAUAGUCCCAGUAUAAUCGGGGUGCCUUCUGAGACACAGACUAGCCCUGUUGAAAGGUACCCUGGGAGACCAGUGAAAGCGAAGCUAGACUGUAACCGGACCAGAGACUCUUGCGAUUUCUCCUAUUGCAGUGAGCCCUCUGAACUGGAUGAAGCUGUUGAAGAAUAUGAAGAUGAGAACACCCUCUUUGACAUGGUUUGUGAGUCCUCGGUUACAGAUGAGGAUAGUGACUUUGAACCCCAAAACCAAAGGCCUCAAAGCAUUAGUCGCAAAAGGCCUGGAAUAGUCGCGUCUUCCCUCCAUUCAAGCUCCCAGGUGCAGAUGGUAGAUGAAUGCAGCAAUGACGUCAUUAUCAAGAAAAUCAAACAAGAGAUUCCUGAGGAUUAUUACAUUGUGGCAAAUGCAGAGCUGACAGGAGGUGUUGAUGGACCAGCCCUGUCAUUGACACAGAUGGCAAAACCCAAGCCUCAGACUCAUGCUGGUCCCUCCUGUGUAGGGUCUGCUAAGCUGAUUUCCCAUGUAACCUCUGCCAUCAGCUCGGAGCUAGACCCACACGGUAUGUCUGCAUCCCCCUCUGUGAUCUCCAGACCAAUCGUCCAGAAGACUGCUAGGGUAUCUCUGGCUUCACCAAACAGAGGACCCCCUGGUGCCCAUGGCCAGCAGGUGGCCAUGCAGAUGCCUGUGAGCACAUCCCACCCUAACAAACAGAUCAGUAUUCCUUUGUCUGCCCUGCAGCUGCCUGGACAGGAUGAGCAUGUUGCUUCUGAAGAGUUCCUGUCCCAUCUACCCAGCCAGGUCUCCUCCUGUGAGGUAGCCCUUUCUCCCUCAGUUAACACAGAGCCAGAAGUGAGCUCCAGUCAGCAGCAGGCCCCAGUUGCUCCAACCAUAACCACUGAGGCCACAGCACAGUGCAUACCAGACCAGGAUGAAAGAGCAGCUGAGCUCAGCAGGGAGCAGAAUGAGAAAACCAUCCGGAGCACGCAGACCGCGCUCCGCAAUUUCCGUGAGUUCCUCAUCUCCAAGUAUCCUUCUGAAACAAGAGAGAUUUAUGUCAUCCCUUGCAAGGAGUUGGAUGCCUACCUUGCAUCGUUCUUUGUUGAUGCCAGGCAGAAGGAUGGGUCUGAAUACGAACCCAACAGCUUGGCCAAUUACCAGUGUGGGCUUGAACGGUACCUAAAAGAACACAGGUAUGGCUACAGCAUCACCAGGGAUAAGGAAUUCAAGCGUUCCCAAGAGGCCCUGAAACAGAAGCAAAUUGAACUCCGCUGCAAAGGAAAAGGAAAUAAGCCACACAAGUCCAUGAAGCUCACCUUUGCUGAUGAGCUCAUCCUGCGGAAAAGGGGACUGCUAAGCCGAUAUAAUCCUGAGGGUUUGCUCAACCUAGUCUGGCUCAACAACACAAAAGCUUUUGGGCACUGCACAGGAUUCCAUGGAUCUACCUUGAAAUGGGGUGAUAUCCGGCUCCGGGUAACAGAAACAGGGCUGGAGUACUUGGAGUGGAUGGGUCAGGACACGGGGGACCUGAAUGCCAAAACCAAGAGAGGGGGGACAGACUCCCGUGUGUAUGCCACCCAGCAUGCCCCACAGACCUGCCCCGUACAGGACUAUAAGGAGUAUGCUCAGCGUCGGCCUCCUGCCAUGCGCUACGAGGAUGCCCCUUUCUACUUAUCCAUCAAGCCAGUCGUGAACUUGGCGGCUCUACAUUGGUACAACUGCCAGGCCCUUGGCAAGAACAAGCUGGCCAAGAUGGUAAAGACGAUGUGUGAGAAGGGCAACAUCCCGGGCAGGAAAACCAACUUCAGUGUGUAUCAGAGCUGCAGCACCUUGUCCGAGGCCCAAAGCAACCAGCUGGUGCUUAUCUGUAACAAUCUGAGCCAGCAGGCUGCCCAGUCGGUGGCUGGGCACUCCAACAGCGGCAAUUUCAUCGUCUCUGCUUCCUACGACUCUUCCUCAGACACUGCUUGACCAGGUGGCUUGAGCAAGACCCCCAUUUGGUUACUGUAUCCAGAGAAACUGUGAUUACACACUGCUUCUCAUUCCCUUUCCUCUGCCCUCAGUGUUAAUUAACUUUAUAAAAAUAUAAAUAUAUAUUUUUCUUUUUACAAAUAAGCCAAUGGAGAUAAUUUAGUAUGACCAACAUAGUAUUUAUAGGCUUAAGACAAAUGUACUUGUGAAUGAUUAAAUGUAAUUACUGUUACAGACUUUACAAAACCAUAGUGGUUCUCAGGCAACACAAAGUAGAGAAGGAAUUCCAUUUUGUUUUUUUUUUAAACUGUCGAAAAGGAAACAGAGUCAUCCUUAACAUUUGUGUCCUCAACUCCUGCUUUUCUGUCCCACCCCACCUUUCAUUUUUAGUGUCCUUAAUAAAUGGCUUUAUUUUUUUAAUUUUAAAAUUUUUAUAUCAAUCAAGAGGAGACAACACUAACUUUACUGCUUAUACAAAACUGUAUUCAGCCAGAUCCAGAGUAUGAAAGUGUUGUAUAAGCUUGACAUCAAUCUAUUUACAUAUUCUUUUUUUAACUUAUUAGAAUUUUAGCUCCCGUGCCUCAUUUUUUUGUAGCAUAUGAAAAUCUAGAUGUUUAUCUACCAUCUUUUCUUUUGGAAGGAAGAGAGUUAGAAGGAGGGAAUAAAGGUGCCAUUCUUUUUGGAAGACAUAUAAUUUUAAAAUAAUAUGCAAAGUCUAAUAUCAUGGCAAAAAAGACUGUUACAUAGCUCAUUUUUACUGUUGUGCUUGAGCCUGGAUAGAAUGUUUUUUUGUCCCUAAGAAAUCAAUGUAAAUGAAGUUUGAUUAUCAGAUUACAAGAAAUUUAAAACUACCAAAGCGUUGAAAAUGUUCCCAAGCAUUAGAUUGAAUAUUAAGCAUAAAGAGAAGGUAGAGAAUGGAAAAGUCUUUAAAAAUCUAGAAGCAGUAGUCAAGACAACAAAAAAACUCAUCCUCUUCAAAGUUCAAAUCCCUGAAUUAUUUAUUUAUACACAUUAAACUUCAGUCUCUUUUCCCUACGGGGUUACUUCACUCUGUAGUUGAGAUCAAAGGAAUAUUGACACUCAUUUUAGGUAACAAUAUUCUGUUACCAGAUUUUGCUGAAUUCUAAACAUUCUUGAAAAUGUGCGAGUUUAUUCUGCAUUAAAUUUAAAUGCAUUUAUCUGCGAUAUCCUGCAAUUAUGAUAAUAAUUUUGGUUAAAUAUUUGUAGUGGUUUUUCCAAGGUCUUUGUUUUCAAGUCUUGAAGGCUGUGGUGAAUUAUUAGUUAAGAUACUUAAAAAAUAACAUAAAUGUAGACAUUAAAACCACAAUAAAGCUGAGCUAGGUUCCUAUCCUAUAUAAUCAUUAAUACACAUAAAUUCCAAACCUUUAUUGGUUUGUUGGAUAUAGGCAUUCUAUUGGGAGCUAUUUGUUCUUCAGAGCAACCUCAUAAUUCACAUUAGCUGGAAAGGUAGGUGGUAUUUUAUGUAUUAAUUUAUUGUAUGACCAGGAUAAAUUUCAUUUUAAUUGGUUUGCUAAAUCAUCACAGAGCUGAGCUUGCCCAUGGUGAGGCAGCUCUUUGCAACACUGUCGUAAGCAUAUAAAGACCCAUUCCUCUAAGGUCUGACUUUUCAUUUGGCUCAGGAGAGGGAAGUCUGCCGUGGACUUUGUGUAGUGGAAUUAGCUUCAUUUUCAUGACUUUUCCUUCAUAGAGACGCAUUCAUUUAUAUAUGCAGAAACAAGAAGAAAGAUCAGAGGAUGUCUUGCUUUAUUUUUUUGUGUUAAUAAUGAUGAUAGCUGCCAUUUUUGAGCCAGUAAGUGUGCCAGCACCAUGCUAAGUGAAUUACAUGCGUUGCAUAUGUAAAGAAUAGUUACUAAU